Peniophora sp. CBMAI 1063 is the source of this 540-nucleotide messenger RNA. The record is from the annotation of a GenBank genome assembly. Lineage: Eukaryota; Fungi; Basidiomycota; Agaricomycetes; Russulales; Peniophoraceae.
AUGCGCCUCUCUACCAGCUCUACUCAGUCGACCCCGCGCAUCCGCAGUAGCAGUGGCCGCGACGAGAAGCUUGAAGGUCUCCGCCUCUUCAAAGCCCGAGCAUCCUUCCAGACCGCUCUCCUUCGCGCCCGCGUGUCCCGCGCAGCCCACCGCCUCGCGCACCCGAGAGACAUCGCUCACCACGACCACCGGCUUGAUUAUGUCACACCACCUUCACUCCCAACACCCAGCGAGUCGGCGAUUCUCGAGUACAGCAUCCCACACCGCGACUCGCUAACCGUGAUCUCGCAACGCCGACACCGUCGACGCCGUGGACACCAUCUAAGGGCAGACCUUGAUAGUAGCGCCAGCUGGGUACAAGUCGAACAGCGCUCGCGCCCGACUACCGACGAAGAGUACGGAGAGAUGGCAAAGAUUCUGAAGAUGGAGAUCGCGUUCGCUGUGGCAAAGUGGGAGGAGAUGGCUAGGAUGAGAAUGGCUAGGCUGGCUAGUGCUGGCUCCGGUAUGUCGGGAGAGACACUGGUGGAAGAGGAGUAUUGA